Fonsecaea multimorphosa CBS 102226 is the source of this 1176-nucleotide messenger RNA. RefSeq lists its product as uncharacterized. Gene Ontology annotation, molecular function: low-affinity zinc ion transmembrane transporter activity. The transcript has a single exon. NCBI's taxonomy places the organism in Eukaryota, Fungi, Ascomycota, Eurotiomycetes, Chaetothyriales, Herpotrichiellaceae. The record is from RefSeq and is a predicted model, not a curated record. Gene Ontology annotation, cellular component: plasma membrane. Gene Ontology annotation, biological process: zinc ion import across plasma membrane. Bases 1 to 1176 code for a protein of 391 amino acids.
AUGUCCAACCUCGAGUCCUUCGUUCAUCUGGUGGUUCGGCAAGAUGACGCUGGAGCGGCCCCGGCGUGUGAUACGGGGAACGACUACGAUGGCCGCAUCGGCUUACGAAUAGCCGCGCUCUUCAUCAUAUGGGUCACUUCCUCGUUAGGCGCCGCCUUUCCCAUCUUUGCAAACAGGAACAAAGGGCUCAAAGUGCCAGACUGGGUCUUUUUCAUCUGCAAGUACUUUGGGUCUGGAGUCAUCAUCGCAACCGCCUUCAUCCACCUGCUAGCGCCCGCGAAUGAUGCAUUAACGAAUCCCUGUCUUACCGGGGCUAUCACAGAAUAUGACUGGGUCGAAGGUAUCGUGCUGAUGACCAUAUUUGUACUCUUCUUUGUUGAGUUGAUGGUCAUGAGGUAUGGGAACUUUGGCGGAGGACAUAGUCAUGAUGACGACCACGAUGGCCAUGCCCAUACUCAUGCUCAUGCACACGCUGUUGAGCUGGACAGGUCUACUACCGACACAGAAAUGACUGGAGCCCCGGAUUCACUGCCUUACAAAGACACUCCCGUGUCGAUGAGCCUGCCCCUGUCUACUCGGGUGUCUCGGCCUCAGAGUGCGCAUGUGCCCGGAGAAGAUCAUAUGGGACAUGUUCGUGAGCACAACGAAAUUGAGGAAGCCGCCAAUCCAUUCAGUCUCGAGGAUUACAAAGCACAAAUGACGGCGAUUUUUAUCCUCGAAUUCGGAAUCGUCUUUCACAGCGUCUUCAUCGGUCUGACCCUUGCUGUGGCCGGCAGCGAGUUCGACACUCUUUUCAUCGUCAUCAUUUUUCACCAGACCUUUGAGGGUCUGGGCCUGGGAUCCCGGCUCGCCGUGACACCGUGGCCGAAAGACCGACGAUGGACCCCGUACGUCCUGGCGUUGGCCUACGGCCUCAGCACUCCUCUGGCGAUCGCCAUCGGCUUAGGCGUGAGGAAGAGCUAUCCCCCUAAUUCCCAGACGACACUCAUCGUCAACGGCGUCUUUGACUCGGUGUCGGCCGGCAUCUUGAUCUACACGGGUUUGGUGGAGUUGAUGGCGCACGAGUUCAUGUUCAGCAGUUCUAUGCGAAAAGCGAGCGUACGAACAGUCAUGGCAGCUUUCGUCACCAUGUGUCUCGGUGCUGGAUUGAUGGCACUGCUUGGCAAAUGGGCUUAG